Messenger RNA from Schistocerca piceifrons (Central American locust), 1998 nucleotides. Its product is annotated as 2-amino-3-ketobutyrate coenzyme A ligase, mitochondrial-like. Gene Ontology annotation, molecular function: glycine C-acetyltransferase activity; pyridoxal phosphate binding. Gene Ontology annotation, biological process: biosynthetic process; L-threonine catabolic process. The record is from RefSeq and is a predicted model, not a curated record. NCBI's taxonomy places the organism in Eukaryota, Metazoa, Arthropoda, Insecta, Orthoptera, Acrididae. The transcript is spliced from 15 exons. Bases 1 to 1998 code for a protein of 665 amino acids.
AUGGUUUUGUUUCUUAUGGUUAGGUGUUUAUGUUUAUCACACAAGGAUGUAAUAGUGAACACAAUAUUUGAGGCCUGGUAUAUUUGGUUAUUUGAGAGUACACAGUUAUCAAGGGUUUUGAGAGGAGUGCCUUUUCGGUUCUUGGAGAUAGGUUGUCAAAAAGUUCUGUGGUUCUUGUACAGUUGCAAUAGGUCUGUGGUUAGCCUGUACCAAUUGCUUUUUAGAUGUCCAUUGUUUUUACAUAUGAUGAAAGCAAUGUGUUUUGUGACUGUGAAUCAGGUUUAUUCUGUGUUUAUGUUUUAUACACUUAUAUAUUUCUGGAAUAUAACAGGAGUGCUCUAUAGGUACUUUGCAAAAUAUUACCUUAAGGGCACCAAGAUGAUUCACUCAACUACCUUAAUUCUAAUGACAGGGACAGGGAUUUUGCAUUAUGUGGAUUCUGUGCAGAGAUUGGCACCUUUGGCAGAAAAUAAGACAAUUGUAUAUCAAACAAAAGUGUUGCAAGUGAGUGACAGAAUAUUUUUGAAAAAAACAGAAAGACAAAGGGAAGAAGCAUAUUUGGAAGAACAUUUCUGCAAAUGUAGAGAUCAAAACAAUGUAACUACAAUAUUUGACAUAAGUGUACUGUCAGAUAUUUUAAAAAAUUAUAUCAGCUGUAAAAAUUGUAAUCAGGAAGGUCUUGAGCUUCAAGUCAAGCAACAUGUUGGCCUUGCAUGUGAAAUAAUGCUAUCAUGUGAUAUGUGUGACUACAAAUUUACAAGAAAACUGCACCUAAAAGUUGCAGUUUUAGCAAGGAAAGCAUACUGUGUUCCAUCUCUUAAGAGCAUUUUGUGUGAGGAGCUUAAAAACAUAAAGGAUGCAGAUGCGUGGAAACAGGAACACGUCCUUACCUCAAGUCAGAAAGUUCCAAUUACUAUCGAGGGCCAAAAAUCAAAGAUACUGAAUUUCUGUUCCCAUAAUUAUCUUGGCUUAGCUACUCAUCCUGAUGUUAUAUGUGCAGCUAAAGCUGCUCUUGAUGAAUUUGGUGCUGGACUUGCUUCAGUUCGUUUUAUAUCUGGAACUCAUUGUUUACACAAGGAACUUGAAGCAAAACUUGCAAAGUUUCAUUGUAGGGAAUCUGCUUUGCUCUACAUAAAUUGUUUUAGUGCAAAUGCUGGAUUUUUUGAAGCCCUUCUUAAGGAUAAAGAUGCUGUUUUUUAUGAUGAGUUAAGUCAUCCUUCUACUCUUCAAGGAAUACGCCUUUGCUGUGCUCAGAAGUGUGCUUUUAAACAUAAUGAUAUGGCAGAUCUUGAGCAGCGUUUGCAGCAGUUGAAGUGUGCAAGACUGAAGGUGAUUGCUACAUGUGGAGUAUUUCCAAUGGAUGCAGACGUUGCUCCCUUAACAGAUAUAUGUAAGCUGGCACAGAAAUAUGGUGCUCUGAUGUACUUAGAUGAUUCCAAUGCAACGGGCUUCAUAGGAAAAACAGGAAGGGGAACUGAGGAAUUGUGUGGCAUGAUGGGUGUAGCAGAUGUGAUUACUUCUACACUUGGAAAGGCAUUAGGUGGUGGAACUGGAGGAUAUACAGCAGGUUCAAAGGAACUGAUUUGUUUCCUGAGACAAUCUAGUCGAACAUAUCUCUUCACCAAUGCAAUACCACCUUCAUCUGCUGCAGCUGGAAUAAAGGCGCUUGAUCUAGUUAUUAAUGAUGGAUGUUUUAUAUCACGUGUACUCAAAAACACAGAAAGAUUCCGAUGUGCUAUGGUUAAAGCAGGAUUCAGAAUUGCUGGAGAAAAUCAUCCCAUCUGCCCAGUAAUGUUAUGUGAUGCAAAACUUGCACACAAAAUGGCUUCAGAAUUGCUGUGUAAAGGAAUUUUGGUGCCAGCUUUUACCCAUCCUUUAGUACCGAAAGAUAAGCCAAGAAUUCGUGUGCAGAUAAGUGCAGAACACUGCGAUGAAGACAUUGACAAAGCUGUGUGUGCAUUUACUGAAGUUGGCAAGAGUUUGAAUAUAAUAAAGUAA